Fukomys damarensis (Damara mole-rat) is the source of this 3889-nucleotide messenger RNA. It is a transcript of the gene Mars2, whose product is annotated as methionyl-tRNA synthetase 2, mitochondrial. Bases 1 to 1920 code for a protein of 639 amino acids. The record is from RefSeq and is a predicted model, not a curated record. Gene Ontology annotation, molecular function: methionine-tRNA ligase activity; ATP binding. Gene Ontology annotation, biological process: methionyl-tRNA aminoacylation. Lineage: Eukaryota; Metazoa; Chordata; Mammalia; Rodentia; Bathyergidae. The transcript is spliced from 3 exons.
AUGGACAGAGGCGCUCAUCCGGCCAUUGUGCAGGCUGUCAGCAGUGGGGUCCGGGGGAUGGAGCAGGUCCCGGGUGGUCCCUUCCUCUACGGCUCCUUCCCUUUCUUGGAGCUUCCUGGCUGCCAGGAGGUGAGCACCUUCCGCUGCGCUAGAGUCAGCGGAUCAUGGGCCCAAACCUCUGGAACUGAGAACUUCCGCCAGAAGCCCGCGCGCGGCCGGAAACGACAAAGGAAAGCGCCGGAAGCCGACGCCAGGCCGGAUUCCAUUGGCUGCCUUGCCGGAAGCUGCGCGUUCUGCUGGCUCAGGCGCCGCGCCCACGUGCUUCCGGGACGCCGUGUGUCCCACUGCUCCCGGGAGUCUUCUCCAGCCUCCCCUAGCGCGGCCCCUAAGACUUCCGCCAGAAGCCCGCGCGCGGCCGGAAACGACAAAGGAAAGCGCCGGAAGCCGACGCCAGGCCGGAUUCCAUUGGCUGCCUUGCCGGAAGCUGCGCGUUCUGCUGGCUCAGGCGCCGCGCCCACGUGCUUCCGGGACGCCGUGUGUCCCACUGCUCCCGGGAGAGAGCGGCACCGGGCCGCCGUGCAGCACUUCUGGGGCGUCCUGGCGGCCCGGGGUCUGCUCUACAAGGGGCUCUACGAAGGCUGGUACUGCGCCUCCGACGAGUGCUUCCUGCCUGACUCCAAGGUCACUCGGCGGCCCGGCCCGGCGGGGGAGUUGCGCCCAGUGUCCCUGGAGAGCGGGCACCCCGUCUCCUGGACCAAGGAGGAAAACUACAUUUUCAGGCUGUCGCAGUUCCGGGAGCCGCUCCGGCGGUGGCUGCGAAGCAACCCGCGGGCGAUCGUCCCCGAGCCCUUCCAUCACGCAGUCCUUAAGUGGCUGGAGGAGGAGCUGCCCGACCUCUCCGUCUCUCGCAGGAGCAGCCACUUGCCUUGGGGCAUUCCUGUCCCCGGGGACGAUUCGCAGACCAUCUACGUGUGGGUGGAUGCACUGGUCAACUACCUCACCGUCAUUGGCUAUCCGAACGCCGAGUUCAGAUCUUGGUGGCCGGCCGCAUCCCAUGUCAUAGGUAAGGACAUCCUCAAAUUCCACGCCAUCUAUUGGCCCGCCCUUCUCCUCGGGGCCGGACUGAGUCUUCCACAUCGCAUCUACGUCCACUCCCACUGGACAGUGUGUGGCCAGAAGAUGUCCAAGAGCUUGGGCAACGUGGUGGAUCCCACGGCUUGCCUCCGUCGCUACACUGUGGAUGGCUUCCGCUACUUUCUCCUUCGGCAGGGCGUUCCCAGCUGGGACUGUGACUACUACGACGAGAAGGUGGUUAAGCUGCUGAACUCUGAGCUGGCGGAUGCCCUUGGAGGCCUUUUGAACCGAUGCACUGCCAGCCGAAUCAAUCCCUCUGGGACUUACCCGGCCUUUUGCACCGCCUGCUUUCCCAGUGAGCCAGGGCUACAGGGGCCAUCAAUUCGCGCCCAGGCAGAGGACUAUGCUCUUGUGAGUGCAGUGGCUGCUUUGCCUGCGCAGGUAGCUGAGCACUAUGACAACUUUCAAAUCUAUAAGGCCUUGGAGGCGGUGUCCAGCUGUGUCCGGCAGACUAACGGUUUUGUCCAAAGGCAUGCACCGUGGAAAUUGAGUAGGGAGAGCCCGGUGGAUGCCCCCUGGCUGGGAACUGUGCUUCAUGUGGUCUUGGAAUGUCUGCGAGUCUUUGGCACUUUGCUUCAGCCAGUUACCCCCAACCUAGCAGAUAAGUUGUUAUCCAGGCUGGGCGUUUCAGCCGCAGAGAGGGGUCUUGGAGAGCUCCAUUUCCUGCCUCGAUUCUAUGGACACCAGUGCCCUUUUGAAGGGAGGAGCCUGGGUCCUGAAAUUGGGCUUUUGUUUCCAAGACAGGGCCAGCCCAGGGCUCGGAUGGUGAAAGCUCAUGGGACCUAAAGACUUGGUUCUUACCGGUUUGUGGUGGUAAAACUGCAAAUGUUAUUUUUUUUUCAGGAAAGUUAAUACUAAGUAUUUUUUAAAGCAUCGCAUCAGAUGAACUCACAAGCUGUAUGUUUCCCUGUGACAAGGCCUUCAGUGCUUACCCCUUUUCUUUUCCCAGUAACCACUGUCUUUUGUCCACUAUUAACAUGUCUCCAGGAAAGAUGGGUAAGAGACUGGGGUGCUGAUACUAUUCCUUUCGUUGUACCCCCUCUCCAGCCGGUUAUUUGUGCAAUCUACCUCUUACGGUGCAGGGGUUGGAGGCCCCCAUCCUUGGCUUUUACAGGUUAACCCUACUUGUUAUACAUACCUGGUCUCCGGUUAAAAAGAGAUUCUUUUAUUUAAACUUUAAAAUCAUGCCCUAGAUGAGAUAUUUUGCGCAUACUUAUCCCUAAAUUCCUACGAGGACUCCCUGUCUUGUAAGUUAAUACAAACAGCGGUGUUUCUUAACAUUACAUGUCAACUAGUAGGUGGCUGUGGUCUCACACUUUUAAAGUUGAGGUUUCAGAAUAUUUAAAUUAUUUUAGUUUUUUGCUUAUUUCUCAGAUCUUUCAUUUAUUUUAAGAGAUAACUGCAACCACUGUUUUAACAAAGCAAUAAAGUAGAAUUCUGUUUGUUUGUUUAUUUAUUUGCUACCAGGGAUUGAACUUGGGACCUUGCACUUGCAAGGCAGGCAGUGGAACCACUGAGCUAAAUCCGCAGCCUAAAGUAGAAUUCUGUUUCGUAAUGACUACUGAAAAAUGACACUUACUAAUUUUCUAAGUGUUUCACAUUGUUUAUAUGAUAAACUAUAAAACUCUGAAGGCACUUGAUAUGUUAAAAAAAUGUCCAACUUCAAUAACAGGUAUGGCUAAUCCGUACAGGUUUCAAAAGGGCAAUAUUCUCUUUGUUCUGUCUUCAUUUUGUUAUCCACAUACAUAAUUGACCACAGGAUUUCUUUUGGUCAGUCGAGAUCUGUAGUACAAUGUAGAAAUUGUAUAAUAGUUGCUGACAGUGUUAAUACUUGAGUUUCAAGAAGUUUUGCUGAUUGUUUUGCUCUUUUAACUUAUUAAGGUUAAAAAGUUUUCAAGUACCUUUUUCAGAUCUGUUCUAGAGCAUUUGUUGAAGGUGCAGGUGGAGAGAAGAAAUGAUCAGUGCUCCAGGAACCUCUGAGUGGACUUAGGGAUCACUUACAUCUCCCUAAGAGAAAAGCAGAGGAGAUUUCAAUAUAUCAGUUUAUACAGUAUACAGCAUAGUAAACCGGGGGACGUAGGUGCCUGGACAGUGAUGAGGAAUCAGAAGUGAGAACUUCCCUCAGAAAAUCUAAGCGUGGUAGCAAGCACAUACUGUUGUGUAGCAGUUCCCUUGGAUCUGUUCUAGCUCCAAUUUUCUGUUUAUUAGCAAGCUAAGGGACUCCUAGUUGCUUGGAAAAUAAUGUUUGAACACAUUCUCAAGGUGGAAGGACCAUUUUCACAAGUCUUGGGCUCCGUUUGUCAUUCUUUGCUUUCCAUGUGAUGUGUGGGUGUUACAAGAACAGACUUCUAGGCAUAGCCGGAAGUAUCUCGCAGGGCUGGAGGAGCAAAGAUUGGUGAAAGGUGGUAUUUACACGAAGGAAGGAAAAUAUUUGGAAAAGUAAUGAGGUGAUCGCCUCUGCGGCCUUAGAGCUGCAUGACAGUCCUGCCAGGCCGGAGACACCGACUCUUUCCCUUGAAUGAUCUUGUGGCCCAGUGCUGGUCAGUACAAUGGAGCUCGGCUUGCUGGUGUUGGAGUUCGUUCCGUGCAGCCUGUCACUUGUGCAGGACUUAGCCUCUGGUUAAGGUACAGGAAAACAGCUAGAAAGAGAGCAUAAUGCUUAUAAGGGUGGGAUUUUACUCUUUUUCCGUUAAGUUUCUUGGUACAUUUUCGGUAUACAGUACAGUCACAUUCAGCACUGGGAACUUGUACCUUU